AUGGCUGACUCGUGCGGACAACAAAUCACUGUCACCGUGACGCAGACGAUUCUCCAGGGAGCUGCAACGAGCACCACCGAUGCACCCGCCAGCUCAGACCCAAGCACCUCACUUUCCAGCCCUGCUUUGGCUUUGGCCUCCUCAGACGCCGACAGUGGUCCUGCUUCAUCUGAGGUAGCUUUUGGAUUCCUUCCAGUCUCUGUCUCCGACACUACGCUGACAACCAUGGCACCGGCCACCACCAUGACCUUGAAUCUUGUCCACGCAACAACUUCCAGCUUGAGCACCGGCACCGGCUCUGUUUCCAAAGCCACCAGCACAUCGAGCGAGUGUCCGAAGCCCACUACCUCCGAAGCAGCGGCACUGGCGUCGCCAAAGCCGUCGUCAACCCCAAGUGGUACGAUUGCCGGCGGCGUGAUCGGUUCAAUGGCAGGUCUAGCCCUGAUCAUAGCUCUUCUCCUGUACUGUUGCAGGCGAAAGCGCAAGAUCACCUUCAAGCGCAAGGUGCACAAGACUGACCCUGAGGAAGAACAGGCACAUGUGCUGGAAUCCAUCACGCAGGAAAAGGACGAGGCCGUGCGGCAGCUGGAGCAGACGCGGCAGAGUAAGCCUCUUGCCCGUCCACGUUCAUUUGACUUUGGCCUGCCCAAGAUACAACAUAGUACGAGCCCGGUCAUGCCGCAGCGGUGGAUCUGA
Messenger RNA from Cladophialophora yegresii CBS 114405, 696 nucleotides. RefSeq lists its product as uncharacterized. Bases 1 to 696 code for a protein of 231 amino acids. Lineage: Eukaryota; Fungi; Ascomycota; Eurotiomycetes; Chaetothyriales; Herpotrichiellaceae. The record is from RefSeq and is a predicted model, not a curated record. The transcript has a single exon.